AGUAGAGAUGCCAGAUCCUGAUGAUACUUUAGGCCAAAUGGAUGGACAUGUUAGACCCGUUCCAACACACAAAGGUUACUUUUUGACCUUUUUGGAACCAGUAAAUAAUAUCACCAUCGUCCAGGGCCAGACAGCAAUUCUGCACUGCAAAGUAGCAGGAAAUCCAUUACCAAAUGUUAGAUGGUUAAAAAAUGAUGCACCAGUGGUUCAAGAGCCAAGAAGGAUCAUUAUAAGAAAAACAGACUAUGGCUCACGAUUACGAAUUCAAGAUCUUGACACAACUGAUACUGGUUAUUAUCAAUGUGUGGCCACAAAUGGGAUGAAGACAAUAACUGCAACAGGAGUUCUUUUUGUAAGACUAGGUCCAACACACAGUCCAAAUCAUAAUUUUCAGGAAGAUUACCAUGAAGAUGGGUUUUGCCAGCCAUACAGGGGAAUUGCCUGUGCACGAAUCAUUGGAAACAGGACUAUUUAUGUGGACUCACUCCAAAUGCAAGGGGAAAUUGAAAACCGGAUUACUGCUGCAUUUACCAUGAUCGGCACAUCCACCCAUUUAUCUGAUCAGUGUUCCCAGUUUGCCAUCCCAUCUUUUUGUCACUUUGUGUUUCCACUGUGUGAUGAGCGUUCCCGGACACCUAAGCCUAGAGAGCUAUGUCGUGAUGAGUGUGAAGUUCUAGAGAAUGAUCUUUGUCGGCAGGAGUACAACAUUGCUAGAUCCAACCCCCUCAUUCUGAUGCAGCUCCAGCCACCUAAAUGUGAGGACCUGCCACUGCCUGAUUCUUUGGAAGCUGCCAACUGUAUAAAAAUUGGAAUUCCUGUGGAACGGCUCAAUAGAUAUCACCAGUGUUACAAUGGCUCUGGUGCAGAUUACAGAGGAACUGUCAGUGUCACAAAGUCAGGCCACAAUUGUCAGUACUGGGAUUCCCAACAUCCUCACUCCCAUGACUUGACAAGUACAGAAUUUCCUGAGCUUGGAGGUGGGCAUGCUUAUUGCCGCAAUCCUGGAAGCCAGAUGGAAGGGCCUUGGUGUUUUACUCAGAACAAAAACAUACGCAUGGAACUGUGUGAAGUACCUUCAUGUAGCCCACGUGACAACAGCAAAAUGGGCAUCCUCUACAUCCUGGUUCCAAGCAUAGCCAUCCCUCUAGUUAUCGCCUGCCUUUUCUUCUUGGUCUGCAUGUGUAGAAACAAACAGAAGGCAUCUGCUACUACUCCACAGCGUCGUCAGUUGAUGGCAUCUCCCAGCCAGGAUAUGGAAAUGCCGCUCAUUAAUCAGCACAAACAGAAUAAACUAAAAGAGAUCAGCCUUUCAACUGUGAGAUUUAUGGAAGAGCUGGGUGAAGAGAAGUUUGGAAAAGUUUAUAAGGGUCACCUAUUUGGUACAGCUCCAGGGGAGCAAACACAAACAGUUGCUAUCAAAACACUCAAGGAUAAAGCAGAUUUAACUCUCCGAGAAGAAUUUAAACAUGAAGCAAUGAUGAGAUCAAGAUUACAACAUCCCAAUAUAGUUUGUUUACUGGGAAUAGUGACCAAAGAACAGCCCAUCAGUAUGAUUUUUAGCUAUUGUGCUCAUAGUGAUCUCCAUGAGUUCCUUGUUAUAAGAUCUCCCCACUCUGAUGUUGGUAGCACUGAUGAUGAUAAGACAGUGAAAUCAACAUUAGAGCCAGCUGAUUUUUUUCACAUUGUAACUCAGAUAGCAUCAGGAAUGGAAUAUCUCUCAAGCCACCAUGUGGUCCACAAAGAUUUGGCCACCAGAAAUGUACUUGUCUUUGAUAAACUCAGUGUGAAAAUAUCUGAUUUAGGUCUUUUCAGGGAAGUUUAUUCUGCUGAUUACUAUAAACUAAUGGGAAAUAAUCCUCUUCCUAUUCGAUGGAUGUCCCCUGAAGCAAUCAUGUAUGGCAAAUUUUCAAUUGAUUCUGACAUCUGGUCUUACGGAGUAGUGCUGUGGGAGAUCUUCAGCUAUGGCUUGCAGCCUUACUGUGGCUAUUCCAAUCAAGAUGUCAUUGAGAUGAUUAGAAAUAGGCAGGUUUUGCCAUGCCCAGAUGACUGUCCUGCAUGGAUGUACUCACUGAUGUUAGAAUGUUGGAAUGAAUUUCCCAAUAGAAGACCAAGAUUCAAAGAUAUCCACAACAGACUGAGAACAUGGGGAAACCUGUCAAAUUACAACAGUUCUGCGCAAACCUCUGGUGCAAGCAACACUACACAAACCAGUUCCCUCAGUACAAGCCCUGUUAGUAAUGUAAGCAAUGCCAGGUAUGUUGGGCCAAAGCAGAAAACUCAAGCUUUCUCUCAGCCACAGUUCAUACCAAUGAAAGGACAGAUAAGACCAAUGGUCCCACCUCCUCAACUUUACAUUCCUGUCAAUGGUUACCAACCAAUGCCAGCCUAUGGAGCGUAUUUGCCAAAUUUUUAUCCUGUCCAAAUCCCAAUGCAGAUGGCUCCUCAACAAAUGGCUCCUCAGAUGAUUCCAAAGCCAGCCUCCCACCAUAGUGGGAGUGGUUCUACAAGUACAGGGUAUGUAACAACUGCUCCCUCCAAUGCUUCCAUGGCUGACAGGGCUGCUCUGCUGACCGAAGGAGUAGAAGAGGCACAUAAUGUGACAGAAGAUAUUGCUCAGAGUUUGGUCCAGGAAGAGGAAGAAGAAGAGGGCUCUGUGCCUGAAACAGAAUUGUUGGGUGAUAAUGACACUCUUCAGAUGGAUGAGACAGAAUUUCAGUCAGAAUCCUAAGGAUGUUGCCUUAUCACAGGGACAAUAUUGGACUUCUUUUUAGUUUUUUGAAGACUAUAGUUCUUCCAAUUUAUACAAUCAGUGUUUUUCUUCAGACUCCUAUCUACCCAAAAGCUACAUAAAUGCAGUAAUAUUGAUAUACCGUUUUAAUGGAUUUUUUUCCAGGAGAAAUUUUCAUACAUGUUAUAGAAUAGUUAUUUUUAAAUCUAGGGUUGAAUACAGCUCUUGCAGGGAGGCUGCUUUUAUAAUAUACUGUUGCUGUGCAACAUAUAGUAGAAAUGCAUUGCACAUCAUGUAUAUCUUGAACUCUGAUUGUAUUUUUAAUGAAUUCUGGUUAAAUCAGUAACCAAAAAAAAUAGAGCUAACUUGGGAUUGUUCUGCGUGUGAAAAGAUGCCCAAAAUGUAAAAACAAAAACAAAAAAACAAAUAACUCCCGCGUAUCUUACUGAUGCAAUAAACUUUCAAGGGAAUUAUUCAUAUAUAGUUAAGGUACAGGUAAGGAGCAGAACAACAGAAACAUUUCUCUCAGUGGCCAAUCUUUUCCUACAGAAAUCAGAUAAUUAUUUUUAUGUUUGAAGUUUGACCUGAUUUAGCAGGAAGUAUAUUUUGCUACCCCAAAGAAAUGACAGGUGUAGGCUAUGCACUAACUUAAGCCAACCCCUUCUGCCUGUCCAAAGUCAAAUUCUAAUAAAACGUUUCAGAAAUAGAUCACCAUAUUUCGUUGAUCUCACUGAUCACUACAACUCUUACUUUAUUUUUCUUUAAGAUGGUGCUAGAGAUCGCAGUGAUCAGUCUGGAUUGUCAAUUCAUUUUCUUUUAGUUAAGAUGGUACUAGACAAAUGCACAUAUGUCCUUCAUUUUUAAAGAAUAGUGAUUGUAGAUUCUUAACCGAAAUAAGUGAUUUUGUACAGAGUGUAUUUGUAUGUUAUUAAUGUCUUAUUGUGAGAUGAAUCAUGUACAGAUUUUGAAAUGUAAUUUAUGUUUUCGUACAUUUAAUGUUUUUUUUUCUAAUUGCAACAUUUGGUUUUUUAAAUGCUUAUAUAAUUAUGAUUAAUAGUAUUUUAUUGGGAUUGGAACUUUGUACACUUUGGUAUGCUGAUAAAACUGGUCCAUACAUUUCACAGAAAUUUCUGUAGCAUGAAUUCUCCCUGAAUCACAUUAUAUUGUAGCCAAAUAUAAAUUAAUGUUUUAGGCUAUACAUUCAGUACAUUAACUAACCAAGCAACACAUCAGUGGUGAUUAAUUUUAACGUGUUGCAAAAAAAGAGAAAAAAGUAAAAAUGGAAAGUCUUUUUUGUUGUUGUUAUAUUUUACUUGUUAAACUGUACUUUUCCUAAGAACAUUUGGAUUUCCUUAAGGUGUAUCAUUGUGAUCUGAAGCCCAUGGUAGUGACAGGAGCUGUUCUUAUUUGUAGUUUCUUUUGAAUUUGGCUAUGCACUGGUAGUUAAACAAUGAAAAACUCUCUCGCUUGUUAAUAUAAGUGUGAGUUGGAGACUAUUAAUAAAUCAUUUAAAUAAAUU
Molecule: messenger RNA, 4247 nt
Organism: Python bivittatus (Burmese python)
Lineage: Eukaryota; Metazoa; Chordata; Lepidosauria; Squamata; Pythonidae
Source: RefSeq, a predicted model, not a curated record